AUGGUUUAUAUUCGACAUAAACCGCGAAUAGAAAACAUGAUAGCUAAUGAUUUAGCUCAGGUGGCAUCCGGGUACAAAAUUUCAAAGGAAAAUUUGCACAAAGUCAUUAAAGUCAGGGGAAGGGUCGUGGAAACCAUAUUAAUUCCUUUAGAUUUAGAAAAGACGAAGCUAGGAUAUGCUGAUGAAGGAAAUUUGGAAGUAUUGGCAAUAGACAAUUUGACGGAUGAAGAUUGGAGAAAACCAAUAGUGGAGUACCUGCAGAAUGCAACAGUGUCUACUGAUCGAAAAACCAGGUAUCGAGCAUUAAGUUACGUUCUUUUGGGUUCAGAGUUGUUUAAGAAAUCUUCUAAGGGAAUUCUGCUUAAAUGCCUCAGUGAGUCAGAGGCAUACUUUGCCCUUUCGACUGUACAUAGUGGAGUGUGUGGGGCACACCAAGUCGGUCAUAAGAUGAAAUGGUUCUUAUUUCGCCAGGGGAUGUAUUGGCCUACCAUGUUGAAAGAUUAUAUUGAAUUCACGAAGGGUUUCCAAGAAUGUCAGGUGCAUGCGGGCAUACAGCAUGUCCCUGCAAGUGAAUUACAUUCUAUCAUCAAGCCUUGGCCGUUUAGGGGUUGGGCCUUAGAUUUGAUUGGUGAAAUUCGACCGCCAUCAUCUAAAAGUCAAAGAUAUAUAUUGAUUUGGAAUCCCGGAGACAAUUACGACGGAUCAAGGAUCAGUAUUACUGGUAGGAAAAUGCAAGAGUUUUCCAGAGAAAUGGGCUUCAAAUUAUUAACGUCCACACCGUAUUAUGCUCAGGACAACAGACAAGUUGAAGCUGCCAAUGAAGUAAUAAUUGGUUUGAUUAAAAAGCAUGUAGGGAAGAAGCCUAGGAAUUGGCACAAAACUCUGGACCAGAUUUUUUGGGCAUGUUGUACGUCCCCCAAAGAGGCUACUAAGUCGACCCCAUUUCGCCUAACCUUUGGUCAUGAUGUUGUUCUACCAGUGGAAAUUCACCUCCAAUUUAUAAGGAUUCAAAGGCAACAUGAACUCCCAACAGAAUCAUAUUGGAGCAUGAUGUUGGAUGAAUUGGUCGAUUUAGACGUGGAAAAGUUAAAUGCCUUAAAAUUGCUAAAGCGACAAAAGAAGAGAAUAGAAGUCUCUUAUAAUAAGAAAGUGAAAGUUAAAAGCUUUGCACCCGAAUACUUGGUCUGGAAAGUGAUCCUUCCAAUGGAUCGAAAAGAUAGAGCCUUGGGGAAGUGGUCCCCCAAAUGGGAAGGCCCUUUCCAAGUUUUACAGAUAUUCUCUAAUGGUGCCUAUGAAAUCGAAGAGCUUAGCGAAGAUAAAACAAUUCUAAGAGUAAACGGAAAAUAUUUGAAAAAAUAUAAACCGAUAAUCCAAGAAGUAAAAAUAAGAGACGAAUAA
Molecule: messenger RNA, 1398 nt
Organism: Lathyrus oleraceus (garden pea)
Lineage: Eukaryota; Viridiplantae; Streptophyta; Magnoliopsida; Fabales; Fabaceae
Exons: 2
Coding region: 1-1398 (465 amino acids)
Molecular function (GO): nucleic acid binding
Source: RefSeq, a predicted model, not a curated record